Messenger RNA from Coregonus clupeaformis (lake whitefish), 1368 nucleotides. Its product is annotated as interferon-induced GTP-binding protein Mx-like. NCBI's taxonomy places the organism in Eukaryota, Metazoa, Chordata, Actinopteri, Salmoniformes, Salmonidae. Gene Ontology annotation, cellular component: membrane; cytoplasm; microtubule. The transcript is spliced from 11 exons. Gene Ontology annotation, biological process: defense response to virus. Bases 1 to 1368 code for a protein of 455 amino acids. The record is from RefSeq and is a predicted model, not a curated record. Gene Ontology annotation, molecular function: microtubule binding; GTP binding; GTPase activity.
AUGUCAUAUGAAGAUGGACCGAGCAUGUUCCAAGACCAGCUGGCGGAGAAGGUCCGGCCUUUCAUAGACUUAAUAGAUGACUUGAGAUCCAUAGGGAUAGAUAAGGAGAUGCCACUGCCAACCAUUGCUGUGGUGGGAGACCAGAGUUCAGGAAAGAGCUCUGUGCUUGAGACCCUUUCUGGGGUGGCGCUGCCCAGAGGGACUGGUAUUGUCACCAGGUGCCCACUGCUACUUAAACUGUGUAAUGACAGGUCAGUGAAAUGGGAGGCUGUCAUCUCAUACGGAGGCAAAUCAAGAUAUGAAUUUGACGAACCCUCAGAAGUCGUGAGACACGUUGAACAAGUCUACAAGCGAAGGGAAAAGGUGAGAGGAGGAGAAUCCCUCUUGCGUCAGGAGAAGGCAACCACCAAGUGCCUAGCCACUAAGCUCAGCAAUGCCCUGGUCAAACAGAUCAAGAAAAACCUGCCCCAGAUCUCAGAGAAGAUAAAGGAGCAGCUGGCGGAUGUAAAGAUUGAAUUGAGUAAAAUAGAGUGUGGGCCUCCCCUGGAACCUGAAGAGAAGAGAAAGUACCUCAUUCAGGUCAUAACAGAGUUCAAUGAGCAGAUUACCCAACUGUCCACAGGGGAUAUUAUCGUUGUGGAAAAUCUAUUUGAGCUCAUGCGAAAGGCAUUUAUAGACUGGAUGGAAUGUCUGAAAUAUGCCAAAUCAAAUUACAACGAUGAAGUGCAACAAGUGGUCAAUGAAUAUGACAAGGAACACAGGGGAAGUGAGCUGCCUGGUUUCAGUAACUACAGGGUAUUUCAACAUGUUGUUCAGAAACUAGUGGCUAAACUUAAGGAUCCAGCUAUGGCGACACUAGAGAAAAUCAGAGAAAUGGUGCAGAAGCAAUUUGAUCAUUUGUCCAGAGAGAGCUUUAAGAAUUUUCCUUAUCUUCAAAAGUUCUCAACGAAAAAAAUUGAAAGAAUCCAGGAAUAUCAGUCAAAAAUAGUGAAGGAGAGGAUCAAGGAGCAGUUUGAGAUGGAGAUGCAGGUCUACACACAGGAUGAAAUCUUCAACAAGCAUAAUCUUGAGGAGGGGGAAACAAGAGACAACUCAGAGCACGACACCAGGAGCAAGUACCCAGGGCUGCUCAAGUCAUACUAUGAGAUUGUGGUGCAAAGACUGGCUGACCAGGUGCCCAUGCUGAUCCGUUACUUCAUCCUCAAGCAGUCAGCCAAGAUUGUGUGCAGUGAAAUGCUGGAACUGCUACACAGAGACGACACUGAUAACAUCCUACAGGAGAACUUGGAGAUCGGACAGUAUCGUGCAAAGUUGCAGGCCCAAGUGGAACGCCUUUUACUGGCCAAUGACAAAGUCAGCAGCCUCUGA